AUGUAUGAUAAAUUUGGCUUUUCAUGGACAGAGGUAAAACGAAUAAGUGAACUAGCAUGCCAUGGGUUGUCUCCAAAUCAUCCACUCACUUCUCACUCCACACUUUUAGAGGAAGCACCACCUAAUCUCCGAAUAACUAGAUGUGUGUGCAUAUGUUUGGUGAAUUGUUCAGUUGCGGAAGAGCAAACAAUUUACAGAGAGAGCAAAAAAUCCAGAAACAAUGAAGCCAGAGAGAUGUCUUCUCACUCCCGUAGGUGUGUAAACACCGUCUACUCUGUGAUGGUCAAAGCGGACAACAUCAACUGGGCGGAACUCCAAAAAAGAAAAAAGUACGAUUUAAAUGAUCGGCUUCUUCAGUCUCCACAACCUGUGCUUCUAUCGUCUAUCCCUUCUAGACGUGUGGAAGGAUGUCAAAAGGUCAUGCGUGAAAAAAUUCUGGACAGUCUUAGAAUUUUGCUUAGCCUUAAGGGUCACCUGUUAUACGCUCAUGCCUUACACUAUGCUACUGCUGUUCAGCAGAGGCGAUUAGAUGAACUAAUAAUAGAAUACAAAGUGAAAAGAGAUAAUCCUCGUUUUUUGAUCAUGGAAAAGUCGAAUAUUCCUUCCAUUAUUUUGUUCCAAAUAUCUUAUUCGAAAUGA
Molecule: messenger RNA, 639 nt
Organism: Echinococcus granulosus
Lineage: Eukaryota; Metazoa; Platyhelminthes; Cestoda; Cyclophyllidea; Taeniidae
Exons: 4
Coding region: 1-639 (212 amino acids)
Source: RefSeq, a predicted model, not a curated record